Molecule: messenger RNA, 2334 nt
Organism: Daucus carota subsp. sativus
Lineage: Eukaryota; Viridiplantae; Streptophyta; Magnoliopsida; Apiales; Apiaceae
Product: probable leucine-rich repeat receptor-like protein kinase At1g35710
Exons: 2
Coding region: 357-2243 (628 amino acids)
Biological process (GO): protein phosphorylation
Molecular function (GO): protein kinase activity; ATP binding; protein binding
Source: RefSeq, a predicted model, not a curated record
CUGAUGACCAAUUCUUCAGUCUUCACUACACUAUUUUCUUCUUUGAAUGAAGGAUAGAGAUAGAAUUUAAAGAAGCAACACACAUACCUACCAUUCUUGAUAGUGCUAUCUCUUAUUAGUUGACUCAUGAAGAUCUCCUUGAAUCAUCACAUAUCACAUUUUUGACAUUUGAAGUUCAAAUUCACACCAUCUAGUCAUGUCAACCGGGAGAGUAGUGUUGUAAGCAGAGGAGGAAGCAUUAGAUGUUUUUCUAGUUCUAUGAGAGUAAUUCUUGACUUCCUGAUUGCUUAAAUUCUACGUUACAUAUCUCGAUCUCAAGCAACUUACUAAAAGUACCCCAAUUAAAUUGUGGUGUGAUGAAGAGUUUUAUUGUUUACCCAUGGCUAAUAGUGAUAUUUGUAGCAGCUGACAUCGGUGCCUUCAACUGCCAUGAUAAUUCGGUGACUGAGGAGCAAACUCUCCUUGGCUGCGGCUGGUGGACACGACACAACACUUCACAAAUGCAUUAUUGCAGCUGGGAAGGGAUCAGUUGCAAUGCUGCUGGGAAUGUUACUAGUAUUAAACUUAGAAGGCACGUGGGAGGCGAGCUGAAAGCGCUGAACUUUGCAUCUUUACCAAAUUUAGAAAGCUUAGAUCUCAGGAAUUGUGGUCUGAAAGGAAACAUCCCUUACCAAGUUGGUAUGCUUUCUAAAGCUACUAACCUUGUGCUUUCUCGAAAUUCUCUUAGGGGGAACCUACCUGAAUCAUUGACUAACCUUACACAACUAACUUGGCUUGAUGUAUCCAGUAACUAUCUAAGUGGAUCUAUUCCCUUGAAUAUGAACAAAAAUUUGAUAUAUCUGAAUCUUGGUGCCAAUAACUUUGGUGGCCUAAUUCCUUCGUCAUUAGGAUACUUGCCUCGACUGCAAGUGCUGCAACUUGACAGAAACUACUUCACAGGUGCUAUCCCUUCAUCUUUUAGGGACUUGAAUCUGACACGAUUGGAUUUGAGUAGGAAUAAUUUGUCGGGAUUUAUACCCUCAGCAUUGGGAAAUUUGGCUUAUUUACGCUACUUGAAUCUCUCCCGCAACAAUCUCUCUGGUACAAUCCCGUCUUGUCUAUGUAAUUUUUGUCAGACUUCUGCAAUUGACUUGUCAAACAAUUCUCUCAACGGGAGUCGGACUUGUUCUCGGGUAUUUAUACACAGCACUGUGACAAACAAGAACGAUUCCACCACAACCAACAACAAAGAUCUAAUUGUCCUCUGUGCUGCUGUUUCGGUUUCUGUUUUCUUUAUUGUCUUAUUGUUAGGCUUUGUAUUUAUUAGGCUGUACAAGUCUAAGGGAGUUCAAAGUAAGAUUGAAAUACGAAAAAAUGGUGAUUUUUUCUCAAUAUGGGAUUAUAAUGGAACUAUAGCAUAUGAAGACCUCAUAGGGGCAACAAAUAACUUUGACAUACGGAAUUGCAUAGGAACAGGUGGUUAUGGCAGUGUUUAUGCGGCAGCAUUGCCGGGUGGGAAAGUGGUGGCCCUCAAGAAACUUCACCAGAUGGAACGUGAGGACCCGGAUUUUGAAGAGAGUUUCAGGAACGAAGCAAAAGUUUUAUCAAAUAUAAGACAUAAGAACAUCAUUAAGCUAUAUGGAUUUUGCUUACAUGACAGGUUCAUGUUUCUGGUUUAUGAGUACAUGGAAAGAGGAAGCUUAUUCUGUGUGCUGAGGGAUGAAAUAGGAGCUGUCCACUUGAGUUGGGAAAGAAGGAUAAACAUAGUUAAAAGUGUCGCAUAUGCUUUAUCAUACAUGCAUCAUGAUUGCAAUCCAUCCAUCAUUCACCGCGACAUAUCAAGCAACAACAUAUUAUUGAACUCGAAAUUGGAAGGUUUUGUAGGUGAUUUUGGUGCAGCGAGACUGCUACCAGAUUCGUCAAAUUACUAUACUGCAGCUGCAGGCACUCUCGGUUACAUGGCUCCAGAACUUGCUUACACAAUGGUCGCAACUCAAAAUUGUGAUGUGUAUAGCUUUGGGAUUGUGGCACUGGAAACGAUAAUGGGCAGACAUCCAGGAGAGCUGUUGUCAUCGUUGUCCUCCUUCAAGUCGGGGCACGAUCUAAUGUUGAAAGAUGUGCUAGAUUCACGGCUUCCCCGUCCAACUGAUGUGUUGGUUGAGCGCCACAUUGCUUUGGUUCUGGAGUUGGCACUUGGGUGUUUAAGUUCUAAUCCUAAAUCACGCCCAACUAUGCAACGCGUGUCUAUGCAAUUUCAAAAGUGAAGAAAACAGGGUCCAGUUUUUUUUAAAGCGCAUUGACAUUGUAAUAUUGUAACUUGCAAACCUAAUUGAUUGCAAAAUGUUUUUAAGGAUC